AUGAUCGCCUUUGACGAGCUUUUCGAGUUCCUGCGGGAGACUGAAAUAACAUGUGAUAAUUUUAACGAGCAAAGUGAAGAACAGGAAGCAAUUAUCCUUUUCUUAAACGAGUUGAAGUCUUCCAUCGUCGACCUUUCCCUUUCGCUAAAGCAUAGGAUAAAUGCCCCCGACGAUGUAACAGAACAGGAUAUUUUGAAAAAGAUUAUUAACAAGAAGGAGAGUCUUGAGUUGAUUCUGCGGAAGAAGAGGGACAAUUUCCUUGCAGAUGUCCACUCUGGGGGGGGGAGCCUUUCCCCGCUCAUCUUCUCUACUCGAACAAAUGAUGGUGACCUCAGCAGCUCCGUCAACCUUACCAACUGUGAUGGUCAGGGACACAGCAGCGUGCAUAACCCUACAGGGGAACCCCCCCCUAGUGCCUCCGCUCAACCAAACAAUAAAGACGCUACUACUUAUGCAAAGGCACCCACCUCCCACUCUGCCAGCAGCAUAAGAGUAGAUGCUACUUUGAACAUAUCCUCAAAAGUUAACGCCGUUGAUAAGGAGCAGCAACCCCCGUCACACAGUCUUCCUCCGUGUGCAACGCGGGGGGGUAAUAAAGAGGAAUCAUCACUUAAUGGGGAAAAAGCUCCCACUGAGCAAGAGUCCUUUUCAAAGGAAAACCUCGCCGCAGCAACAGCCCAAUCGGAGCGGAAAGCAAGCUACGAUGGAGUGGAAACCCUAAGUGACCAAGUCCUAAAAGAAUGGAGCGAGCAAAUUGACGAAUAUGAUAACCUACUGUAUGAAUACUCCUUUGCAUUUAAAAAAAAUGAUUUGCAUAAAAAAAUGAAAUCCAGAAAAAAUAUGAACAAGUCAGGUGAAAAUAUCGAUGAAGAGUUGUGCCUACUUGCACAGGAAAUGAAAGAAAACGUUUUAACGUAUAGGGACAUAAUUGUGGAGGACAAUAGGAUGCUGGAGGAGUCGGCGAACAAACAAUCGUCCAACUUGGACAACAUAACUGAUGUGUAUAAGAAGACGAAGAAAAUGGGGCAGAGCAACAGCAUUUCCUUCUUCAUGUCGCUGUUCAUAAUUGCCGCAUCCGCCCUGCUGUUCGUGCUCACCUUUUUUGUCAUCCUCAUUUUGUAG
Messenger RNA from Plasmodium fragile, 1122 nucleotides. RefSeq lists its product as uncharacterized. The record is from RefSeq and is a predicted model, not a curated record. NCBI's taxonomy places the organism in Eukaryota, Apicomplexa, Aconoidasida, Haemosporida, Plasmodiidae. The transcript has a single exon. Bases 1 to 1122 code for a protein of 373 amino acids.